UUUUAUUUCUGAUGAACGCAAAAGCUGACACUCAGAUUAAUGACCAACAGCAGAAAAGAAAGGAGUCUGGUGUUGUAAGUGGGGGUAAUUGUAAUUCCCUCUGCUUGACGCUCCAAUUGGCAAUUUUAGGGUUCUUUUCUCCUGUCUUUCUUGCUUCGUUCCUUCUGAUCCACGCGGAGGUCCGAUUGCUUUUUCGAGAAAAUUCGACGCUGAUCUUACGAUUUCCAUACUUUUUAAGGUCGCUCUGUCUCUGCAUUGCUCUGAGUCCCCUCAAUCGAGACGCAUAAUGCCUCGGUAUUAUUGUGACUAUUGCGAUACUUACCUGACGCACGACUCUCCUUCUGUUAGGAAGCAGCACAACGCUGGUUAUAAACACAAGGCUAAUGUGCGGAGUUAUUAUCAGCAAUAUGAGGCACAGCUGAAUCAAAGUUUGAUUGAUCAAAAGGUCAAGGAACAUCUUGGGGCAUAUCGACCAGUUGGUCCUCCUUAUCCCUUGAGACCUGGCAUUCCUGUUCUACCUACACCUCAGAUGCCCAUGCCCAUGCCCAUGCCCAUGCCCAUGCCCAUGCCCUUACCUGUGCCCGUGCCAGGGUCUGCAUCAUUGCCUGGUUCAGCCCCAUUAAUCCCAGGAAUCAGGCCACCUCCCAUGUUGCCUAGACCUGUACCUAGUGCUCCAGGUUAUUCCAUGUCACAAAUGGUGACACCACCAACUGCUCCGCUGCCUAGUCAAUUAAAUGGUAUUCCAAGGCCCUUAACUGCUCCUCCACCAGUGGUUCCUAAUAGCGCUGGAAUGCCAGCAUCUAGUGGUGCCCCACCAAUGUUUACUCCUGUGUAUCAAGGGAACAUGGCUGUCCCAACAACUGGCAGUGGUGAAAGUUCUGAUAUGAAUGCCCAAGCUGCCGAGGCUAAUCAUUAGUAUGUCCAAAAUUAUGUUUACUUCUGAGGUUAAUCAUUAGUAUGUCCAACAUUAUGUUCACUUGUCUUUUUAGCUGUUGGGUUGUUGCAAUGGAGAUUGCAUCCUGUCAAAAACAGAUGCUAGAACUUGUGUAGAAAAUUUUGACAGCUAGAUGAAGGACAUAAAGUUAUUCUUGUUUCUAAAUGCAUUCCAUGUGUUAUAUGUGUGUUAUUGCCAAUAAUGGGGGAGAUUCUUGUGCUCUCAUGAAGUGGCAUUUUGUAACACAGAGGAUCUGCAAUUUUCACUUACCAUGUUAAUGGCAAACGAACAUGUUUCUGUUUAAAAA
Molecule: messenger RNA, 1241 nt
Organism: Coffea eugenioides
Lineage: Eukaryota; Viridiplantae; Streptophyta; Magnoliopsida; Gentianales; Rubiaceae
Product: U1 small nuclear ribonucleoprotein C
Exons: 6
Coding region: 287-916 (209 amino acids)
Biological process (GO): mRNA splicing, via spliceosome; spliceosomal snRNP assembly; mRNA 5'-splice site recognition
Cellular component (GO): U1 snRNP; nucleus
Molecular function (GO): zinc ion binding; pre-mRNA 5'-splice site binding
Source: RefSeq, a predicted model, not a curated record